This is a messenger RNA of Coregonus clupeaformis (lake whitefish), 1455 nucleotides long. Its product is annotated as histone H3.v1-like. The transcript is spliced from 6 exons. NCBI's taxonomy places the organism in Eukaryota, Metazoa, Chordata, Actinopteri, Salmoniformes, Salmonidae. Bases 1105 to 1434 code for a protein of 109 amino acids. The record is from RefSeq and is a predicted model, not a curated record.
UUGGUGCAGGAAGCGAAAGAGGCGGAAAAGGCAUUUAUCCUUGAGAAUAGGCCUGUUGAAAAUGGGACUGUUGAGAAUGGGCCUGUUGAAAAUGGGACUGUUGAGAAUGAGACCGUUGAGAACGGAACCGUUGAGAGUGAGACCGUUGUGAACGGAACUGAUGAUGCUGAGGAUGAAGAGAACCUUGAAGCUGAGGAGGUUGAGGAGGAGAACCUUGAUGACACACUAGUAAUACCUUUCUCUGAUCCCCUCAGUCCCUGUCUCACCUUUACCAUUUCUCCCCGGUUUCCUCCCAUCCAGCAUAACCUUUUUGUAUAAUAGGACUGUUCUUACAGAAGAGUCUGAUGCUGUUGUAAAAAAUUAUGAUAUGAACAUUUAUAUGGAGAUAUAUUAAGAAAAAAGUACAUUAAGCAAACUUCUCAACUCACUUUGGGAUGCUGCCAAACCGAAGAGAUUGACCUGGUGCAUGAGCAUCACAGAGAAAUUAUUUUUUAUAUUUUUUUUCAAGGAGGUGGCCAGGGACAGCAGAGAAAGUAUUGCCCAGCUGAACCUGUGAUCUUCCUCUAACAAAUUCCACAGGCUUUUAGAGGGUGCUGUUUCAAGAAGAGUGCAAAUUGAGUUCAUUUUACUGGACCAGCUUCAUGGGUAUUUCUGGGAAAACAGUUCAGCCGCCCUCUGCUUUUGCAGUUAUCCAGAGUACCAGGCCGGUUUAUUUUCCAUUUAAGUUGCAAUGAUGUGGUACUGUUGACUGGACUGAUUUAGCUGGCUUCCGGCAGUGUGAUAAUAUGCAGUCUUCCUUGCUACAGCAUACAUCAUUGCAAACCUCUCAUUUCUCUCCACAGCACCAAUAUGCUGCUAUUCAUCACCUUGUAACCAUAUGUAAUUUCCCUUCAUUUAUUCAUGCAUUUUCCUUUACUCAGAGGAGCUGCUGAUGCUGAUGCCUUACUCUGUGAUGUCUUUGAACAUGUGACUCCAGCAGUAGGGCUGCUCCCCUCCUGGUGUUUGUGUGCCCAUGACAGCUGCUGAGUCAUUACUAUUCAAAUACAUAGUAUUUUCCCCCUUGACGGCACAUGGGUGUUUUCACUCUAGGAAAGAGAGGUUCCGAUGGAGGAGUGCAAUGGAGAUGAACACACAGAGGAGAUGGAAGCAGAGGUGGGAGGAGGAACAGGAGAGGAGGCAGCAGAAGAGGCCGCAGAAGAGAAGGUUUCAGAGGAGGAGGAGGAAGCCGCAGAAGACACUAAGGCCCCCGUGAAGGAGGAAGAAGCCCAGGAAGAAGUAGAGGAUGAGGAGGCUAAGGGAGAAGACGAUCAGCCGGUUUCUGAGGGAGAAGAGGAUUUGGGGUCGGAGGAAGAAGAAGAGGCCCCAGAGGUAACAGAGGUAUAUUCUGUCUGCGCUCCCAGCCCAUUGCAUGGUGUGGCCCCUGACGUGGAGUAAACGGAUCUUAUGCAUAUGUGG